AGAUACUUUCUCUCGAAUCUUCUUCUUCAGAAAGAAAAAAAGAGAAAAGAAAACACGACAAUUGUCUUCUCUUCUCGAAGGUGCGUUAGGGUUCCGAUCUAAUCAUGGCGGACUCUCUUUUGAUGGAGGUUAACUAUCGCCGGCCUGAAAAGAUUCCGAAGUUGGACGAAGAUUGUGAAGGAUCGGAAUCUUCGUCGAAACAGCGCGUGGUCAAGUGGGGAACAGCGGAAGAUGAUGAAUACUUGCGACAGUAUUUGUUGUUUCACUAUCAAUUCCAGAAAACUCAGGGUUUCUCGAUUAAAUGGGAGCAAUUUGAUUACAAUUUUCGUAGUAGAUCAAUGGAUAAGUCUCCAAAUGAAAUCAGCGAGAGAAAAAGCAAUGCCGUAUUGAUCCGUGAGAUGACACUCACUGCUAUCGACAAACACAACGAAGCUCAUGGAACCAAACUUGUGUUUGUGGAGCAUGUUGAGGCAAAUUACCAAUUGACCAGAGGUCUUACCUGCUGGUUAACAUUUUGGGCUACAGAUAUGGCCUCUUCCCCUCCACAGUCUAAAAUCUAUCAAGCACAUGUGUGGCGUCGCGGACAAAACUUUCACACUUUUAUAUUCAGGCUCAAGCCCACAGAUGAAGAGAUUGAAGCUGUUGAAGUGCAGCCACCGUCUCCCAUGCUUUAUGAAUUAGAUAAACCACCGAUUGUCUUUUCUCGACCUGGUCCUGAAGAUGAAGCAUUGCCUGGUGUCCCCUUUGUCUUCAAUCGAACUGGAGCUGGUCUUGACCCCGAUUGGUAGAGUAUGCUCUUGAUCCCGAUAGGAUAAUGUAUGCCAGUCCCUUUUUGGCAUUGACUAGUAAUAUUUCUAAUGUAAGUCGUCGGUUUGGAAAUUUUGUUACUUGGUCAAACUUUUUUACAAGGAAAUUAUGUACUAUCACUUAUCCAUAGA
Arabidopsis thaliana (thale cress) is the source of this 938-nucleotide messenger RNA. Its product is annotated as Cystatin/monellin superfamily protein. NCBI's taxonomy places the organism in Eukaryota, Viridiplantae, Streptophyta, Magnoliopsida, Brassicales, Brassicaceae. The transcript is spliced from 2 exons. The record is from RefSeq and is marked reviewed. Bases 105 to 788 code for a protein of 227 amino acids.